AUCACAAUUUAUCUCUAUCACGAAUCAAACAUACCACCAACUCAUUAGUAGGCGUAUGAUUUGCCACCACUCUGGAAUGUAUCAUGGCACACUCUUUUGUAGUGUCCCAUCUGCAAUCUUUCCUCGGCGCUCUUUAAUACGAUUUCCUUCAAUCCACUCCAAAUAUUUGUUUCGCCGGAAUCGCAGCAUGGAUUCAAAUGAUGCAACGAACGGAAAAGAUAGGCUGAAGAGGCGAUCUGUCGCCGGGUCAUUUCUCUUCAAAAUCCCCGACGGUCUUGACAAGCCAGUUCAAGUCGCCCUGUUCAGACGUAGUGGAAAGGUUAGCACCUACCAACAUAAACUGGCGCCUAUAUCUGGUAGUGUCGAAAAGAACGACGCAAGCCCAUAUGCUACAGCGUUGCGGGAGAUCAACGAGGAGACUGGUCUCACUCUCUCUUCGAUCGAACUUCUUCGAGUUGGCAAGCCUUACACCUUUAUCGAUGAAUCUAUCGGUCGUGAGUGGACUAUUAACCCCUUCGGCUUCCGCCUUAAAGAAAAGAUCGAAGGAGGCAAAGGUGAAGAUGGAAUCACAAUCGACUGGGAGCACGAUGGAUUUCAAUGGUUUGACCCUUUACAAGUAAGGGAAUCGGACGAAUUUGGUGGCGUGCCAAAACUCGUAAAUAGCCUGCGUAGGGUAUGGCCCGAGUAUGAUCUAGGACGCCACGCGGGUAAGGCCUUCACAUUCGGCUUACAGAGGCUACGGGACGAUCACGAAAGUGGCGCUAGGCAGCUCGCCGAAAAAGCACUUUCUAUCCUAAAAACUCUGAUCUUGGAAAUGAAACCCGACGUUAUCGAUGAUACCUGGUGGGCGAAUGUUCGGAUGGCCGCGUGGCAUAUUUGCAAGGCCCGCGAGAGUAUGGGCGCCGCAAUUACAACUGCCAUCGUCAAAGCCCUCGAUCAGAUCGAGGCCGUGAUUAAUCAAGAUAUUCCGCCACCAGAAAAGCUCCGGCAGAUGAUCGAAUCUAUUGAUGACCAGCUGACCCGGCGUAAGUCCACGACCGACUAUAUCCGCGAUACAUUUAUCAACUAUCUCCGUCAGAAUGUCAUCAAAACUACAGAGCCGAAGAAGACGAUCCGCGUCCUAACCCUAUCCUCGAGCUCUACAAUAUCGGCAUGUCUAUUACAGGCCGCUGCCAACUUGGGUGUCUCGCUCGACCUUCGUAUCUUGGAAUCAAGACCCCUCUGCGAAGGUGUGGCCCUGGCCUCAAAGUUACUCAAACUUCGUGACGAAUCCAUAGACUUUACUGUGACGCUAUAUACAGACGCUUCGAUGGCUCUGGCGGCCGACGCAGUUGAUGUCGUUGUGCUCGGUGCCGAUCGCAUCAGUGCUACAGGCGAUGUCAGCAAUAAAAUCGGAUCGUUGCCCGUUGUUCUAAGCCAAAGGCAUGUCGCCCCCAAUGCAAAAGUAGUAAUACUAAGCGAAACCGAGAAGAUAGCCUGUCCAGGCCUGGCGGAGGAGCACACGGUAGAAGACAACGACCCAGCGGAGGUGACGCAAGCUUGGAGGAAGGACGCUAAAAGUUUUGAAGUUAUAGAAGACGUCCUGACUGAUACUCAGAGCAACGCAACGCGAAAUAUCCAAGUACGCAACACGUAUUUUGAAUGGGUUCCUGCUCACUUUAUACACGGAUACCUCACCGAUGAAGGGCUUUGGUCUGUCCAAGAUAUUGCUAAGAGAUCGAGUUGGAUUGGCGACGAGAUGGACAGAUUCUUUAAGAAUCUUUAGUCUGAUGAGAUGGAGGAUGGCUACGUCAAACUCUCACGUAAUUCGUGUAUUUUAUGGCAUAGUUUGGACAUCGAUGCUCUAUUUGUCUGGCAUGUAUCACAUGCUACUUAUACAGCAAGAGGAUGGUAUCUUAAACGCAUAUCGGCUUACGACGACUACUAUCUAUAUUAGGCAACUGGCAAGGGCAAAUUAGAUCGAGCUGGAUUUGGUGUCGAAAAUUGAGUACCUUGCUGGACGUUAUCGACAUUACAAGUAUAAGCUCUGCCCGCUUCGUAUUGCUAGCAGACAUUUAUUAUAUCUACUAGGUACCUACACCUAAGUAUUUGAAUAAUUCUUCUAGUCGAAUUAC
Annulohypoxylon maeteangense is the source of this 2114-nucleotide messenger RNA. Its product is annotated as nagb/rpia/CoA transferase-like protein. The record is from RefSeq and is a predicted model, not a curated record. Gene Ontology annotation, molecular function: S-methyl-5-thioribose-1-phosphate isomerase activity. NCBI's taxonomy places the organism in Eukaryota, Fungi, Ascomycota, Sordariomycetes, Xylariales, Hypoxylaceae. The transcript is spliced from 2 exons. Bases 56 to 1765 code for a protein of 569 amino acids.